AUGUAUGCUGCCCAGAACAAAUUCAAGGAAGACCGAGGCCUCACCAAGGUCAAGAUCAUCCACAAUAAGAACUACCAGCGUCAUGGAACCAAGUCCUAUGUCCAUUCGUUGAACCGCUACCGUUUUGACCCUACUAAACCCGGUCCGUAUCUCCAUGUCGACAAGGUUAGAACACAUGGCCUCCUCCCUCAAGAGCUCAAAGCAGCACUUGGAGGCGUCGUCCACACAGAACGAACACUUGUCAAGAAAAACGAUCCUGGAGAUGACGGCCAGACCGCAGAGGUUACUGCUGAAGAUCAGCAGAACGACUCCAUGUAUAUCUGUGAAGUCGGAAUCGGCGAGCCAGUCCAGAAAUUACUACUAGACUUCGACACUGGUUCUGCUGACACAUGGGUUCGAUCGACCCUCGAGGGCAAGGCUGCCCACUCGGGUCACAGUGCUUUCGAUCCCAAGAAGUCCAAGACUUUCGUGAAGAUGUCAGGAAAGAAAUGGAAGAUCCAGUAUGGAGACGGCUCGACUGCUUCGGGUGAUUGUGGAAGCGAUACGCUUAUCAUUGGAAAUUUGGCUAUCAAGAAACAGACGAUUGAGUGCGCUGCCAAGUUAUCCCGACAGUUUUCUCAGGGUACAAGCGAUGGUCUCCUCGGUCUUGCUUGGGGCAAAAUCAACACCGUCACAGACUCUGGUGAAGCUGACCCUCAAGCUACUCCCGUUGAGAACAUGAUCAAGCAGGAUGAUAUCCCUAAGGAAGCCGAACUUUUCACCUCGGCCUUCUACAGCUCGCGUGACAAGAAUGCCGAAUCGUUCUAUACAUUCGGUUUCAUUGACCAAGAUCUCGUCAAGAAAUCUGGACAGGAUCUCCACUGGACCCAAGUUGACAACAAAGAAGGCUUCUGGUCCUUCUCAUCCGAGUCAUGCUCCAUCAAUGGCGAGAAGGUUACGUUGAGCGGCAACACCGCCAUCGCCGACACUGGUACUACGUUGGCACUCCUGUCAGACAAAGUGGUUGAAAAGUUGUACGAUCAAAUUCCCGGAGCUACCUACGAUUGGCUCAACCAAGGAUACAUCUUCCCGACUACUGUGAAAGCAGAUGAUUUACCAGAAUUCAAGGUAGCUGUUGGUGACCAGGAAUACCUGAUCCAAAAGGAAGACUUAGCUUUCGCUCUCACGGACGACAAGAAGAAUUGGUAUGGAGGUAUACAGAGCCGUGGCAUGAUGCCUUUCGAUAUCCUUGGUGAUACAUUUUUGAAGAGUGUCUAUGUUGUCUGGGAUCAGGGCAAUAGACGCUUGGGCCUGGUGCCAAAGAUUGAGGCAACUCAGAACCUCGAGCCGCCUCCAGAAAGCCCCGGUGCCGAUGGCACAGAGAAGGAUCAUGCCACGGACGAAUACCUCGUUUAAGGCGAUAUCGACUGGCAAGAAAAAGUUACUUUUAGAAAUUCGGAGAGUUUUGCGAUGUUUACCACGACAAUAUAUGCGCUCAUUCAAAUCCUACGAUAGGCGAACUCGCACGCUGGUUGAUGAUACAGAUUGAAGCAGGCUCCUAUUGACAUUGUCUCUCGCUUCGGGUUACUAAGCUAUGUUUCUGUUGGCGGCAAUUUGUUGGUACAAGAUGGC
Annulohypoxylon truncatum is the source of this 1611-nucleotide messenger RNA. Its product is annotated as acid protease. NCBI's taxonomy places the organism in Eukaryota, Fungi, Ascomycota, Sordariomycetes, Xylariales, Hypoxylaceae. The record is from RefSeq and is a predicted model, not a curated record. The transcript is spliced from 3 exons. Gene Ontology annotation, biological process: proteolysis. The coding region runs from base 1 to 1395 and encodes 464 amino acids. Gene Ontology annotation, molecular function: aspartic-type endopeptidase activity.